CACAGCUCGCAGUUGCAGAUUUAACGUUGCCAAGCUAGGAGUAGCAAUCGUAAGCGAUCCCCCUUGACGGAGUGCCACGGGGAUUUUUUUUCCUUCAACGCCUCCCCGGGAGUGACGCCGCAGUGUUUCGUAGUGCAGUGGGAUUUUUUUGUUUGCCGUGGUCGUAGGAAUUUUAAGCGAAAUCGACAUUGUGCUACAGUGGGUGUAUAGUUUGCGUAGUGUGCAAGUAAGUAAGGCCCGACUGGCCCGCGAAAAAUCGCAGAAAGUGUUUACUGUUCAAACAGAGCAGCUUCGACAGCUCGUGAAAUCGAAGAUUGAACAGGACGGGGCAUUUGUUUUUGGUGCAAAUUGUGAAUGUCGUGAGCAGGAUUCGUGUGACACGCCAACAGUGUGACCUACAGUGUGUUGCAUGUGGGAGGGUGCAGUAGCGUACACGUGACCCACCCACUGCCGAGGCCGCCGACAUCAUGCAUUUGCAUUUUGAGAAGAACUCCAACACAAGAUGCGACUGCCCGAUACUGUCGUUGUCCUGGAUGGGCAAGGUGCCGGAUGACAUACCGGAGGAGGAAGGAUGGAAACUGAACCGUACCAACUACUAUCAGGAAGGAUGGCUAGCCACGGGGAACGUGCGGGGAAUCGUCGGUGUCACGUUCACGACCUCACACUGCAAGAAGAAUGUCGAUUACCCGCUGCGAACAAACUACAACCUUCGCGGACAUCGGUCCGAUGUGAUCCUGGUUAAGUGGAACGAACCGUACCAGAAGCUGGCAAGCUGUGAUAGUUCCGGCAUUAUCUUCGUCUGGAUAAAGUACGAGGGUCGAUGGAGCGUGGAGCUCAUCAACGAUCGCAACACACCGGUGACACACUUUUCCUGGUCACACGAUGGGCGGAUGGCGUUGAUCUGCUACCAGGACGGAUUUGUGCUGGUGGGUUCCGUCGCAGGGCAGCGGUACUGGUCGUCGAUGCUCAACCUGGACGCAACGAUCACCUGCGGCAUCUGGACACCGGACGAUCAGCAGGUGUACUUCGGCACUACCCAGGGACAAAUCAUUGUGAUGGACGUGCACGGUGCGAUGGUGUCCCAGGUACCGCUCAGCUCAGACGUGGGCAUCACCGCCAUGGCGUGGUCGUGCGAGAAGUUCAAGAUGGAGGAAGGCGAAGAUACGGAACCGGGCGUUACCAACGCUUCGAAGCGUAGCUUCGUGUUGGCCGUGAGCUUCCACAACGGGUAUAUCUAUCUGCUGAAGUCGUACGACGAUAUCACCCCGAGCCAAAUCCACACGGGCCUGAACGGUGAGCUAGGAAUUGUGAUGGAGUGGAGCAACUCGCGGGAACUGUUGGCCGUGGCCGGGACCGAGCUGGGCAGCCCGCACGUGACUGAUAUCCAUGGUGCUAUGGUGUACAAUAAUCUACUCAAGUUCUACACUGAAUCCGGUAAUCUACUAUACACCGCCAAAAUUCCAAAUAGUACGUAUCCAGUGUCGGCCCUCACGUGGGGUCAUAAUGAUAAGCGAAUCUUCAUAGCGACCGGAACCCAGGUGCAUAUAGCGUGGGUUUCAAGACGCGUCGCAUCGCUGCAGCUAUUCUGCCGCCUGAAAGUCCAAACGUCGCUCGCUUCGGAAGCAUUGCUGCCAAGACUGCCCCUGCCCGGUCGGAUAAAGGCACUGAUCGGGAAUCUGUUUGCUCAAACUAUACGGACUUACAAUAUUUGUAUCCAGUGCUGUGUUCCCGAUUUGAAGUCACUGCGAGAGUUUGUGUCGCGUCCGCCAGCCUGCUCGACACGGCUGCACUGCACGAUGAUACGACACGACGACGAUUCCAACCAGAGCUCAGGGACUUGCUAUACGCUCUAUCUGGAGUUUCUCGGUGGCCUGGUGCCACUGCUCAAAGGCAAGCGGACCUCUAAAAUACGGCCAGAAUUUGUGAUAUUUGAUCCUCAGAUUGAUGAAGUUUCUACAUACUGUACAUAUUCAUCUGAUUCGACCACCACCACAGCUACGACGAAAAGCUCCUCGACUUCUAGUCACUCUACCACUGGCACGAACGGCCGGUCGGACAGCUCGGAGAGUGAUCUCGACGAUGAAUGUCGAUCUCCCCGGCUGGAUCGAAAACGAAAGACUGGGACGAAAAAACGCAACCCUAGUAGCAACGAUCGAUCUCCGAACCAGAACUCUGACUCGACGGAAAACAAUGAAGAUCUAGCUUACCUUGACACAUUACCAGAGCACGUGAAGCUCGUGGAAGUAACGUCCAACAUCUGGGGUACAAAGUUCAAGAUACAUGGACUAGCGAAAACCUUGCCCGCCAAUCUCGGACAGGUGACGUACAAAACUUCCCUGCUACAUUUGCAGCCCCGCCAGAUGAAACUGGUCAUAACGGAGCUACGUGACGACUUCCCCACCGGUCCGGAUCCUAACUUUAAUCCGAACAUUUUCUCCGAGGAUGAGGAAGAUCAGCAGCACCAGCAACAGCUUCAACAGCAACACCAGCUUCAUCAGCAGCACACGCAUCAGUCGCAGCAUCACUCACAGCACCAUUCCAACGGAACACACGGUCAGUCGUUAGGGACGUCGUCCAGAGACGGUUCCGGCACGGGUGCGAUUAGCCGAAAAUUGCUUAACGAAAGUGCCCCGCCAAUUGCACCGAUGUCUCCACGUCCGAAUCGGUUUCCUUCGAGGCCACGCCGCCAACAGCAUCAACCGUCCGCCUUGGCUGGAUGUUCGACGACGACCGGUGGACUUUCUCGCAAUGGUGUACCGGGGUUGGGUCCGCUGGCACGUGCCGAAUCGUACGAGGACGAUACGGAUGGAGCAGAAUCGUCCGUAGUGGUCGUGAGCGAUCUUCACAGUGCAGCGGCACGUACUCCUCCUCGGCAAAGCAUAGGCUACAGUCUCGUUAGCCGACCUUCGUCCGCCUCUAGCAAUCAAUCGCGCGUAGCCAUCAGCCCGCUGUACUGUGAAGGAUCCGUGCCAACGCUUCAAUCGCCCAAGAAUGCUGUGGCGCCGAGUGAUAUCAUUUUCGAUCGCCCACCUGCAGGCCAGACGACGCUUAUGAGCUAUUCCAGCAAUAACGACUACAUCAGUAGCUUGAUGCAAGUGAAGAAUGCCCUGAUGUCUUCGUCCGAUCACCAUCAUGGACGCAGCAACAUCAACACGACAAUGCCAAUGAACUUAAAUCUCAAUCUUGAGCGUGCCGAAGCGCACCGUUCAAUGUGCACGAACGGUAGUAGCGGGAAGGAUACGCCACCUGCCAACAAUACGCGUAACACACCGAAAAAGCAGAACCUGAAGUUUAUCGACGAAGAGUCAACGCCUAGCACAUCGGCUUCCGCAGCUGCCGUUCCUGACCCGACACAGGCCGCUUCUAGCCAAAUCACUACUUCUACAGCACCAACCACCACCGGCGCGGAUACGAACGGACUUGAAACACCCGGCUCAGAAACGGUGUGCGGUAUGCACCGGACCCCAACGGUUGCAUCGAUGAUGCCUUUCAUCCCGGCGACAUCUUCCGGAGCCACCACCACUACUCGCAUUCCAGACUCAAUCACGCGUAGCUGCAGCGUAGGCUACCUGGACAACAUGGCGAUCGUACCGGGCGAGGAAGCGCUGUCAAUGAUGCGACGGGACGCACCCUACAAGCGGCUGGUACUGGUCGACAAAAAGCGGCAGAAAAAGUACAAACGUAACUUGGACGAGCUGCGCCAGGCGACCAGAUUACGGGUGGACGCCAAAUCCAAAAGCCUUGACUCCUGCUCGGACAUUCUGCAGGACGUGCCGAACCUGAACCGCGAUCUCAUCAACCUGUUCCGCCAGAUGCCGAAGGUGAACGAACUGUCCGAGAAUGAAACGGAGUAUUCCUCCUCCGAUCAGAUGAUGGCCGGUGGGAAGAGCAGGAACUUGAAGGAGGUGAACGGAGUGCUUACGCGAAAGGGAGCACCGAUGAAGUUUGGCCCCGGUGUAUCUGGACAGGGUGGAUCCAAAACUCCAAUUCUGAAUCGCAAAGAAAAGCCAAAAAGUUGCUCCGUCUGCAAACAGAUCUCUCCAACGGUUAACUCCACCGAGCCCGUUUGUGUUAAGUGUCGGAAGAGCGGUGCCGCUCUGCAGGAUGUUUCGGGGGAUGACCUUAAAAAGGAGUCCUCGACGACGGGUACGACGGGACAGUCGUCACCACCGUCCGAUUCGCCAGUGAUUACAAACGGUCACGAUACGGUGAGCGCUGGAAAGCCUCCUCAGGCCCCACCUAAAGCGAAACGAACCACCCUUGGGCAGUACAUCCGGUCGGCAUGCAGCAAUCACUACGGAGACCAUUCGAACGGAAAGGACUCUAACGGUGCGACAACGUCCUCCGGGAAAGGUGGAGGAUUUUUCGAUCGUAAGUCAUCGUCCAACAACCACCAGCAGAGCUCACAACAGCCACAACAGCCAUCAGGCGGCGAAUGUUCGGCAGGAACGUUGGCUGACGCACCCGCACCAGCAUCAGCUCCGUCCAACAGCACACCGUCCCGUUCGGUGGCCCGGAUCGUAACGAGCUUCACCGAUAGUCCACUGUUUUCGCGCCGCAACCGACAAGCCAAGGCGCUGGAAACUGGGACCGAGUCCAGCAAACCGCCGAGUGAAUCUAGCACACCGAUCUUGCUCCGCUGGAACGCAAACCGGCACAACAAGCACAGCAAAGCGGAUUCGGUCGAUUCCCCGAAGAAGCAUCGUCGCAAUGGUAGCUGUCCAGGACCCGCCAGUAACGAGUCGUCGAUCGAUGGUGGUGAAUCGUCCACCGGAAUGGCUUCCGCCUCCUCGCAAACGGAAGAUCCUCGACCGAGCGGAUCGGGACACGGUGGGCCAGCCGCGGGACUCAUCAGCAGAUGGCGCGACAUGGAAGACGGUGGCCGCCAGUCUACACCGCCAGCAUCUCCGGCACGGCUCGCGAGAAGUUCGCCCGCAUCACCAACGCCAAGCAAGAAGAGCAAACGUCACCAGAGUGCUUCGCCCAUAAGGCACAUUCUGAACUCGCCGCUACUCAACCGACGGCAGCGAAAAAAGCAACACACCGAAAGCUCGGACGAUGAAAACGGCAGUGGUGGUGGUGGUGGUGGCAGCAGUCACAACCACAGCAGUCCCAGUAACCACACGGAUGACAGUAGCGGCAGUACGAGCGCGAAACAGUACCGAGAUCUCGAAACGUUCCAGAAGGCACAGCUCCGGCAGAAGCUAAAACGCGGAAAGAUCGAACCGAACGGUGUGGCCAGCUCCUCGCAAUCACCUGCCCCGGUACGGCGCGAGUUUGUGAUGCACAACAAGGCCCCGAUGUGGAACGAAAACAGUCAGGUGUAUCAGCUGGACUUCGGUGGGCGCGUUACGCAGGAAUCGGCCAAAAACUUUCAAAUCGAAUUCCGUGGCAAACAGGUGAUGCAGUUUGGACGGAUCGAUGGUAACGCGUACACGCUCGACUUUCAGUACCCCUUUUCGGCACUGCAAGCGUUUGCCGUUGCACUGGCCAACGUUACCCAACGGCUAAAGUAGUUUGGUGUGUGUCAAUAAUCGCCUUAAAAAAAACAUUGACUCGCUCGGGGACAUCGUCCGGUCCUCGGAGAGACCUAGAGGAACUGCACUACAUAUCACAGAUUGAUUGGACAGGCGGCGGCAGGUGUUGUUAAUAGUGGCGCUUCGCAUCAUCCCGGGUAGUUUGAUAUUGCUUCGGCCGUCGUCGUCCGGUGUCGGAGCUUGAAACUGUCCAUAUGCUGUCGUUGUCGUGUUGCUGUCUGUGGAUCUACUAACUGGCUAGCUAACUCCAUUUGCAUGCAUGUCACCGCUCAUACCCAACCUCAUCAUCGGCCCAAUUGUUAUUCCACGUCGAUCGUUUUUCACAUCGUAUCACACAUAUCAUUAACAUUAGUGUAUAAUGCAUAAGCCAAACGCCAUUCACCAUCGAGGAAGAGACGGUUAAAGAGUUCGGAACAGGUCCGCUAUGUACGUAAUUACGCAGAGCACGGCGUUCUUUUCUAACGUUAUCUAUCAGAAGCAGCAGUGGCGCAUUUUAAAUCAGGAAAACCUGACAGGAAAAUAGAAGUGUUGAUGGCGAUGAAGCUGCCGUGCAGCAUCACUCAACAGGCGGACGGUAAUAUUCGAAAUUGAUUUUUUUGUUUUUUUUUUUUUUUUGCAAUGCCGAUUUAAGUCAUGCUCUAAAAAGCGGGAGAGCAAAAACAAACAAAUUGUUAGAUAAGAUCAAAUUAGCUAAAAUUGAAGUCUAAAUCAAACGCGUGCUCGUAGCGCGGACUAGUUUUAUACCCCUGAGCAUUAUUGCGCCACACCGUACGCGCGAAAGUAACAAACGUCCACACCGCGCUGUAAUCGCUUUAUAGCUAAAGUUGCCAUAUUUAAACCGUUUCUACCAAUUUUGUUACACAUCGGUCCCUCGGUGCGAGGAUUAGCCAUUUGCUUUCUCUACUAGCUCUAUCCACCGUGUCUUCUAGUCAGCCCCAACAGUCGAAUGCGCGAGUAUGUUGUACGUAUAAAAACACAGGAUAGAAGUGGGCAAACUUGGAGACAAAUCAGGGCCCGGAAGGCUUUGUUUUUUGUACUGAAUGUAAAUAGCAUUCAAUUUUUGUACUUAUUGUGUAACACAGGACGGGCAGUAAGACUCACUCACCACUAGGUUACCACAGGCGACAGGCGGCAGUAGAUUCAUCCAUCGUUCGGCUAAUUGAUCGUCGGCGCUCUUCUAUACACAUACAUUAUUGUGCUGUAGUUAAAUGUCACCAUCAAACACCAUCAUCCAUCAACAACCACCACCACCAUUCGUGUAGCCCAUAUGUAGCUAGAGUAAGAUGUGUAAGCCCGUGUCGAAAUCGUUUCCGUUUACUUUUGCUACGACGCCAUUGUUUGCUGUUUAUGGAGAGCGAGUGAGAGCGCGAUAGUGUGCGGUUGCUAGGAUCGCGUUGAUCUCAGUAUGCGUGUGCCAUACUAAGAUAAUUAAGCCUUUUACACACGUAUUCGCUGUAUGUUAAUUUUUGUUGCUGUUUAUUCAUUCGCGUGUGUGUGUGUUCAAAUGUUACGUUACGAAGCUGUGCUCUAUACUUUAAGCAACUGUUUUUCUCUAUCUAUUUUACACACACACACACACUCUCUCUCUCUCUCUCUCUUUCUCUCUCUUGCUGCAAGCUGUACAUUUUCUAGUCCAUCGCUUUUUGCUCCUUGUUGAAAUGUGUCACUAGUAUAAACAGUGUGUGUGUAUGUAUGUAGAUGUAGAGAUGAUGAUGGGCAUACAUGUACAUGGCGCUUAGUUCCAAAUUCGUCCUAAAGCUUUACCCAAACUCUCCCAAAAGCGCAACAAGCUUGGGAUUACUAUUAUGAGGCUAAAGAAUUGUUUUUGUAUCGUUUAUUUUUUUACUUAAACUACACAUGUAAUGAAGGCACAGGUACGUUCACCACAUACGACACGUAUGUGUACGACAGUACGACAGUAUGCUAGCGACACAAAUGCCAAUACCAGACAAAACCUACAACCAACUCACAACAAGAAAAGACACUAAAGCCAAAGUAUAAAAAUCCAUCCAAACCGGGAGGAGCUAUCGUUUGCAUAUCGCUCGUCCAUAUGGCACGCCGCAGUUAGUUUGCAGCAGUAGUGUUUGUGUCUUCGGGUUUGCUUUCGUUUUGUAUGUAUAUAUACACAAACAAACGAACUGUACCGAAAUGGCCCCAACUUGUAGAGCGACUCAGCGUAAGAAGCAUUUUACACCGCCAUACGUCCGCCAUUUGGCUGCCAAGUACUUCCCCAAAGAGGGUGACGAAGCAACAGGCUUCCGACCCAAACCGAGACAAACAGCAAAAGAAAACACGAAUAACGAGACAAAUGUUUUAAUACCAAUGAAAAUAGCCCAAAGCAUGUUGUUGUAGCGAUGUAAUGUAGGAAACAACAUUUACCUAACCUUUACGCCGCGUACAUAAUGUCCUACUUCCCAUUUUGUGCUAGGUGUUGGUGUGGAUUUUGCCGUUACACUAAAGGAAUAAUUUAAAACGGGUGUAGAAGAGCCAGAAAAGUGAAUUAAUUUAAUGCUGCGAAACCUAUGGCCGGUGUCAGAUAUUCAGGGUAAAAGCGUUUUUGUUUUGUUAAAUAUUUUUACACUAAACGCAUCGCGGGGUGCGAAAUAAAUUGAAAACAAAACCAGAACGAUGUGUUUCCUUCGCAACAUAUCCAUCCAAUUUCGAUGAGACAUCUCUAUGGGGAGAACGAAUGCCAUCAACUAGCAAGAUAAGCGCGUUUUCAUUAGAACAAUUGGUGCAACAUUCGUUUGCUACAGCUAGCUAGCUUGAAAAAAGGUUUCUGAAAACGAAAACAAGCUAAACAGUCGUUCAAUGCGACAGUGCGCCUUUUAGAAAAAAGGGGAAAAUUUGUAACCGAAACACGCGCUCGGGCCCAAAACCAUACAAUACGGGAUAGUUUUUGACCUGUUUGGCAAAAAGCAGCUGCUUGUUGGCUUAGGGUUUUGUGUAGGAAUUGCAAUUUGGGGCGAAAGAAGAUAAAUGCUGUGUGUGUUUAUCUAGUGGAAAUGUACACACGCGACAAACGAAACAAGCGAGAUACGAACUGAAAGGAACGUGGCAAUAAUAAGCGUAACACGGAUCUAUUGCUACUGUUUUCGAAACGAUGUAAUGUAUGCGAUAAUAAAGAAAACAAAAUGCCGUUCAAUGUU
Messenger RNA from Anopheles stephensi (Asian malaria mosquito), 8686 nucleotides. RefSeq lists its product as uncharacterized. The record is from RefSeq and is a predicted model, not a curated record. The transcript is spliced from 11 exons. Lineage: Eukaryota; Metazoa; Arthropoda; Insecta; Diptera; Culicidae. Bases 468 to 5516 code for a protein of 1682 amino acids. Gene Ontology annotation, molecular function: protein binding.